GCAGCCGGGGGGUCUCUGCAGAUAAAAGCGAACUGAUACCUCGGGUAUUGUUAAUUCCAAACAAGAUGAAGAUCCCCUCUUUGCUGCUGAGAUUCCCUCGUUGUUAUUUCUCUGGAAGAACUUACUUCACGAACUUGUGCUUCACAAACUCUCACUUGGCUUCCAGAGCGGAUUUCCCAUCCAUUGAAUCUCUUACAACGGUGCCCCACUAUCGUACAAGAUGGAAAUGUUCAUCACACAGUUUGAGGAGAGAGCUGUGUCAACAAGUGGCCCCUGAGCAGCAACUAGAGGGGCUUUCUGACAGAGAACAAAGGCUCGUAGACAGACUUUACAGUGGACUAAUCCAGGGUCAUAGAGCCUGUUUGGCAGAAGCUAUUACACUUGUAGAAUCAACUCAGAGUAGGAAGAAGAAAGUAGCCCAGGUGCUCCUUCAGAAGGUAUUAUCCUACCACAGGGAACAAGAAAAGUUAAAUCAAGGAAAACCACUUGCCUUUAGAGUUGGGUUGUCCGGUCCGCCUGGUGCUGGGAAAUCGACUUUCAUAGAGUGCUUUGGGAAAAUGCUUACGGAAAGAAAAUACAAAGCCCCCCCCCCCCAAUACGAAAUUGGGAAAUAUGUAUCAGUGCCCUACUUUUUUCAGGUUUCCUCUUUUCCAGUGUUCAAAUGUUCCUUUUCAACUUUUUUGUCUGAAACCUUAGAUAGCUACGGUUUUCUCCUGUAG
Messenger RNA from Calidris pugnax (ruff), 719 nucleotides. RefSeq names its product methylmalonic aciduria type A protein, mitochondrial-like. The record is from RefSeq and is a predicted model, not a curated record. The coding region runs from base 66 to 719 and encodes 217 amino acids. Gene Ontology annotation, molecular function: GTP binding; GTPase activity. The transcript has 3 exons. NCBI's taxonomy places the organism in Eukaryota, Metazoa, Chordata, Aves, Charadriiformes, Scolopacidae. Gene Ontology annotation, cellular component: cytoplasm.